GCGGGUGCCUCCCUUCUUUCGGCUCUUUUUGCCGUUAUCUUCCCCCUGUGGAUGGGUAUGCCAGAGGCCACCCGUCAAACGGGUGGGCGCUUCUCGUCGCUCGUUCUGCUCUCGUCCCUCGUUCUUCUCUCGUUCCUCGUUCUUCUCUCGUUCCUCGUUCUGCUCUCGUCGCUCUUCCACCACUGUGCUGCCCACAGAUCCAUCCACAGGGGGGGCCUCCCUCCCUGGUACAUAUAUACGGAGAAAGCCGAACCAAAGCCUAUUCAAUCAUUACGCACCUCGGCGACCGUGAGUUGUUGGUGUGGAUAUUGA
Amoebophrya sp. A25 is the source of this 312-nucleotide messenger RNA. The record is from the annotation of a GenBank genome assembly. NCBI's taxonomy places the organism in Eukaryota, Dinophyceae, Syndiniales, Amoebophryaceae.